UCUCCAACGGCUACUACACGCUCAAUGUCUACAUUCAAGAACUUCUCCACGACAAACCAUAAAUCUUGCCACCAAAUUUCCAGAAACUCCAUGAAAGUUUUGCUACUAAUUAAAUUCGCCAUCAGAUUUCAGGAUUUCAGUCAUUAAUGGCUUCUUCUACGCCUCCUUAUCAUCGUUCCGACAAGUCUCGAACCAAAUCCUCCUCUCGCCUGGCCCGGAUUGGUGAUAAAGCAAGCCAAGAGCCUCUACGUAUUUCUCUUGACCUCGUUCCAUCUCCCACCAAAUCCCUGUCACCUUCUGCCUUAUCUCUUAAAUCUCCUCCUUCACUUCCCAUCAAAGAACUCCUCCUCCUUCCACCUUCGCCUCGUAGAAGGUCUAAGACCCGCCUAGCUGAUCGGCUUGAAAUGGCCGAAGAAUAUGUGGAACCUGUUGGGUUACAUAGGCGCUGCAAAAGUAGAGGAGCCCAAAUGGGUUUGCUGGCAUCCCCGAGGAAUUCCCGGAGGUCAAGGAGGCGAUCGGAGCUUGAGAUUCGAGAAGAGAAAGAUACGGGAUUGGCAGAUGAGAUUGGAAAGCCAAGGAAAAGAAGGCACAGUGGGCGAUCUAAGGAAAAGAAGGAGAAACUGAGUUUGGUCCCCUACGUACCAGCUUCGAGUUCUUCUCCAAAACCUGAGGGAGAAAAUGGAGGUAAUCUAGAUCGUAUUGGACAGCUCACAACUGAUUUGAUUAUGUGGAAAGAUGUAUCAAAGUCAACCCUAUGGUUCGGCUUCGGCGUCCUCUGUUUCUUAUCAUCUUGCUUUACUACUGGUCUGAACUUGAGCGUUUUCUCAGCCAUGUCACAUCUAGCAAUUCUAUAUCUGGGUGUUUCUUUCAUCUCCAACUCAAUUUGUCAAAGAAACCAGAUCAAAAAGAAAGGCGAAGUCAAGCUGAAAGAAGUUGACAUUUUACGUCUCGCAAAAUUGAUUCUUCCCACUUUAAAUCUUGCAAUUUCAAAGAUACGAGAGAUUUUCUCAGGGGAACCAUCCAUGACCCUAAAAGUAGUUCCUUUCCUUCUUCUAGGAGCAGAGUAUGGCCACCUUCUUACAAUUUGGAGGCUGUGUGCCAUUGGAUUUUUUGUCAGCUUCAGUGUCCCAAAGCUUUAUUCUUGCUACUCUGCUCAGAUAAACCAGAGAGCUGAAUGCUUCAAAUUGCGGUUGAUGGACACAUGGAAUGGUUGUACUCACAAGAAGUUAGUGGUAGUAUCGGCUGUCACGGUCUUCUGGAAUCUAUCAUGUAUGAAGACCCGAAUCAUCACAGCAUUUAUAGCGCUCGUAAUAUUUAGAUAUUUUCGGCAACAUGUAGUGCAAGAAGUAGAAGAUGGGGAAGACGUAGGAGAGAAGGAACAACAGCAAGCCUUGGUGGUGGCAGAAACAGAGGAAAAGGAACAGCAGCGAGCGAUAGUGGUGGCAGAAACAGAGGAAAAGGAACAGAAACCGCAGCAAUAAGUCUUUUGCUGCCAAUACUAGCACUUACCUAUAUGCUGACACUUAACACACCAAUAAGUAUGUUAUAGAUAUACAUGGAACCUUUCUUAGUAGUUCGGUGAAAGGGUUGAAAGUGUUUUGGCCUAUGUUCAAUAUUUUUUCGCCAUGUAUAAUUUAGAAGUAUAUUUUGGUUGGUUAUCGAUGUGCACAAAUACUUCCAAUAUGCAAGGAAAAAUCAAUCCACUUGACUUCACAAUU
Messenger RNA from Prosopis cineraria, 1718 nucleotides. Its product is annotated as reticulon-like protein B17. The transcript has 8 exons. Lineage: Eukaryota; Viridiplantae; Streptophyta; Magnoliopsida; Fabales; Fabaceae. The record is from RefSeq and is a predicted model, not a curated record. Bases 147 to 1481 code for a protein of 444 amino acids.